Messenger RNA from Exophiala bonariae, 3045 nucleotides. RefSeq lists its product as uncharacterized. NCBI's taxonomy places the organism in Eukaryota, Fungi, Ascomycota, Eurotiomycetes, Chaetothyriales, Herpotrichiellaceae. Bases 1 to 3045 code for a protein of 1014 amino acids. The transcript is spliced from 3 exons. The record is from RefSeq and is a predicted model, not a curated record.
AUGGCGCCAUCAGGACCAAUAAUCUGGUCAGAAGGCCAGGACAGGAUCCAGGCGGACGUUAUAUUCCUCCAUGGACUUCGGGGCCACGCAGAGAAGACAUGGAGCAAGGGGGAUACCUGCUGGCCUCGGGAUCUCUUACCGAAGGAUCUUCCACAUGCGCGGAUUGUUAGCUGGGGUUAUGACUCGAGCGUAUUGAAGCCGAUCAAGGCAUCGAGUCAGGCAAGCAUUUUUAGCCAUGCUGAGAAUCUACUACACGAUAUCUCUCGGAUUCGCGACUCUUGGGAGGCGGAGAUCCGUCCCAUUAUAUUCGUUGGUCAUAGCCUGGGUGGCUUGGUCAUCAAAGAAGCCCUUAUUCGAGCCUCGGAAUACCGGUCAAACGGUCAACAUGAUGAUCUUGGUGCCAUAUUCAGCUGCACAAAGGGUGUGGUAUUUCUUGGGACACCCCACCGCGGCAGUGGCAAAGCUAGCAUUGGAGAGAUUGUGUCCAACAUCGCUAAACUUGGUCUUCAACGUCCCAACGACAAGCUCAUUGAAGUACUUGCGGAGGACUCUCAAGUUCUCGAACGACAGAUGAAAUCUUUUACAUCAUUGAGCAGUGCGCUAUCAAUUGCUUGUGUGGCGGAAGAACUCCCUACCGGAAUUGGCAUGAUUGUGCCCGCAGCCUCUGCAACACUACAAGGCCAUUCGGAAUUGGAUCGGCCAGAAUCAGACUCAGACUCUACACCUCAGGAGAGGAGGGCUUCACCACCUCAUCUCAAUCGCCAGACUCGUGCAGAGAUACUGAAGAAUACACACCUGGCUAUAUCUACCAAGCCCAAAGAGCAAUCAGCAACGCCCACAUCGAAGCAGACUGGUGCUCCCGCUGCACAAGAGCCAAUGGCCAAACCACACUGGCGUGAUACCGGGGUUGUUCAGGAUACUGAAGAUGAGUCGGAUCAUUGUGGAAACCAUAUCACCCUUGAGGGCCAGAGACGUUCGAGACCAGAUCUGGAACAUCGGCCAAUACUCUCCAACCUAGAGCAAGGUUUUAGAUCUGAUGAUCAUUCGAUCGAUCCGCUCACUCUUUCCGGUCAAGUCCAAGUGGCUGGCGAAACCAUCCAAGACUACCAGCCGGACAUCGCCCAGGGUAGAGAUUCACACAUCAGCUGUGACAGUGCUAGCGAUUUUGAUUCGGAGGCAGCUGAUGACGACGAAACCGACGAUGACGAUGACGACGACACAGACGAUGACGCCGAGAUUGAAAAUGUCGACAUUGACGAUAUGCUUGGGAGACCAGAGGAUUUCCCAGCCUUCAAAGUCCUACUCAACUCAACGGAUGAGAAUCCACUUCCCGUUCCUGAAGACCUACAGACCACGCCAUCCCAAAAAUCCCUCACUGACGCUUCAAAGCUCAUAGCUCAACUAAUGUUGGAACGAUGCUCCGAUCCCGCUAUUUGCAAUGAACCCCUCUCGGAUAUUCUGAACGAGAUUGGGUCAGAAGCUAUAGCUAGAGAAGCUAGUAAUGUGUUUGACCAGAGGCUCCUUCAUAAUGACUUCUGGUCGAUUGAAGAUAUGAUUCUUAUACUCCCUGAUGUUCUCAUCUCCCAAAUCCCGAGCAAGGCGGCUGGUCUCUACAUGUUAUACAGCAUCGGGCCUUCGGAGAAGGUCCACGCCUAUGUAGGGAGAAGCCGUGGUCUUCGGAAGCGUCUGCAAGGCCACAUCCGCAAAAUCAAGGCCCUGAGAAUAGCCAAGGAGUCUGAUUGUCUACCAAAGACAAAUUCAUCGACCUUUCAAAGUUGCCAUAGACACUUCGCCCGAAUUGGUGGCCAAGUGAGGAUCAAAAUCCUUGGUCUCGUGGAUAGAAACAAACCAGUUGCAUAUGACUGCUGUCUUGAAUCUAUUGCUAUGCUAUUUUUCAAAACCCUGCCCACGACUGACACUGCACGUCGUCCUCGCAAUCGCGCCCUACAGGAUCUAUACGACAGCAUAUGGACUGGGCUAGAUCUCCACAAACGUUUCAACAACCAUGAACCACUGAACAGAAGUUUCCCCCCACUGGAGUUAGCUUCAUCCAAACCUCCGUUUGAGCAACUAUUCGGUCCCUGUGUAGGUUGUGGCAUGAGCAACUCUUAUCCUGGGAAUGUGAAGUUUCUCAGAAAUCCAAAUGACCCCAGCCAGGAAGUGUGUGACGCAUGUUACAGACGGGCUCGGAAAAACAAGCCUUUUCGGACCAAUGCGGACAUGCGGAAAGCCGAAGAGAAAGAAAUCGCUUUUCUAUCUAGACCCCUUCCGAAAGUUGGUUCACCUUGCGAGAAUCCAGCUUGUGGUUUAGACAGAGGUACGAGAACACUUCGCAUCAAUUCAUCGGAGAUAGGGGCACUUUACGUCUGCACUCUAUGCAGCGCCUACUGGGGUAUGUUCAAAGUCUUACGAUCAAUAGAGACAGUGCGGGGAGGGCAUAAACUUGAUGGACGUCCUCAGCCAGAAGACAGGGCAUGUGAAAACCCAAAUUGCGAUACUAUUGUUGCCAAAUCCGGGACCCAGCACUUUGCAACGAUGCAUUCUCAUACCACAGAAGAUGAAGUCGGCCUGUGGAUCUGUUACCGCUGCUGGUAUUACCACAAAAGGACUGGAAAGCUACCUGAGAAACCAAAGAAGCUCGAGAGACCAGACUUCUGCGACCAUUGUCAGACAGCUAUAAAGGAGUCAAAGAGUGAGAGCAAGUACAUUUUCGAGCGGCAACAAUGGUUGUGCUACAUUUAUUGGAUGUCGUAUGAAGCUACUGGUGAACCAAUUGGUCAGCUUUAUCCCAUAUUGACUGGGGAUCCUGAUCAGGUUCUGAGUUGUGGUGUUUGUGGACAGUCAGAAUCAGGAUGGAAAGGCCUCACAACCAGCAAGCCGUCAGCGGUCAGGCGUCGACAGCGCUACAUCUGGGCACCAUCAAUUCAACAGUUCGUGUGUAACUACCAGAGAACGAAUGUCGGCCGUGGUCGGGGUUUCAGGAACUCUGACGCCCGCGAUUGCUCGUUCACUCCAACACCGAUGGAUGAAGUGAGCAGUUCUUGA